Messenger RNA from Schistosoma turkestanicum, 3518 nucleotides. The record is from the annotation of a GenBank genome assembly. NCBI's taxonomy places the organism in Eukaryota, Metazoa, Platyhelminthes, Trematoda, Strigeidida, Schistosomatidae.
AUUUUAUUUUCUAAUUUUACUUAAUUUCUGUAAAAAAAAAUAAUUAGAACAACACUAAUAUUUAUUUUAUAAAUAACCGACAACAAAAAAAUUAAACUGGAAUGUGAUAUUCAUGACAGUAUAUAUUUACAAUUAUUGAUUUGUCCAGUGAAAUUUACCACAUACCAUAUUUUUUCCCUACUGUUGUUUCAAAAUGACUUAUCAUCAAAGCAAGUAGGAAUCACAUUGCUUAUCAAAAUGUAUCAUCAAUCAGUGUCAGUGAAUGCUUCACAAUUUUAUUGAAUAUUUAUGCUAAUUUAAAAGAGUCAUGUGGAAGAAAUGUUGUACUUUAGGCUGUAUCAAAAGUAUUGAUCAACAUCAUCAUUGUCAUCGUCAAAAUAAACAACAUCAGAAGAAUUCAUCGAAGUGUAAAAUAAAUAAACAUUCUUCAACAAAUUUAGAGCCUAGUUCAUCUUUAUUAUUGGUGAAUUCGUCAAUCACAAAACAUGUCGAAGAUAAUCAUUGUGUCAAUGCAAAAUGUGAUCCGUUGACCGCUUCUGGAAGUUCUACUAUGAAUGAUCAAAUAAGUAUUCAGAAUAUAGUUGACUGUAAUGAUCACAGGAGUAUGACGACGUCGUCUACUGUUGCUAAUACUACUACUACUACUACUAUCACCGCUACUACGACUACAACAACAACAACAACGACAACUGAUAUGACUACUAUAUCUGCGCCUCCUGCCAUGACUACUGUAACAACUUCAGAUUUUAGUAUAAUAACUUUGAUUCAACUUGGAACUGUUAGUGAAUAUAAUCGUCCUUCACUACCGAUUACUUUAAUUAAUAGCAGCACUGUUGAUAUUAUUACUACUACUACUACUAAUACUCCUAUUAGUACUCAUACAAGUGAUAAAGAUAAUAAUAAUAUUAGUAAUAAUAAUUAUAAUAGUGAAUCAAAAGAUACAAGUUUGAUUGCCUACCCUCCGUCUAAUAUAACUAAUUCAGCUGUAAUAAUGCGUCCAAGUAAGCCAUUAGCAACAUUUGUAAAUAGAAUUGAAAAAGAGGAAGAAGGUAAUAGGCCAUUUAAUCAAUUAUUUAGGCGAUCGAUUUCUAAUAUUCAUUUUGCAACAAGUAAUCAUGCUUAUUCUCAUUGUAAUCAUCAUCCUACAUUUUUUUUACCUCGUACACCAACUGAUCCGAACACUUCAAAUUCAAUUAACAAUGAUUCGUUUGAAUCACAAUUAAUGAAUAAAAAAAUUCCUAUACGUAGAGGAUCUAUGAUUGUCAGACUGGGUCGAUCCAGUACAGGUGGAGUGACUGUUGGUACCAGUACUAGUACAUCAAGUACAAAUGGAAUAACUGGUGUUUUAUCAGAUUCAUCUGUUGAAGGUGUGAUUGUGACACCAUUUGCUCAAGUACUUGUUAGUAUGCAACGAAUACGGAAUGCAUUUAUCAGGUUAACCGCUGCUCAAGUAUCAAAUAGAUAUAACAUCACAACCGUGUUUGAUUAUGUUCCAAAAGACAAUCUCGUACCAGACAGUAUGGAAUAUAAAACACUUGCCAAUGAAACACUUGAAGAAUUAGAAUGGUGUUUGAAACAAUUGGAAAAUAUUCAAACGAAACGACCUGUCUCUGAUAUGGCUUUUUCAAAAUUCAAACGUUUACUCAAUAAAGAGUUGAGUAGUUUUGGUGAAGCUGAUAAAUCUAGGCAUCAAAUAUCUGCUUAUAUAUGUGAAACAUUUUUAGAAACUGAAAAAGAUGUUGAAACCAAUGAAGAGAUUGACUCAAUGUUGGAAAGACGACGUAGUAGUGGUCAAUCGCACAGUUCAACCAGUGGACAAGAUACAAAUACGACAAGUAAAAGACAAUCUUCAAUAGCUGGUGAUGUAAACGCUAAUACAGUCAAUACAAGAACCACGGACACUUCUUCCUCGUCAGCAUCAGUUAUGAAAACCAGAAUAGGAUCUAGUGGAAAUAUGUCAAUUGAACCUCGUAAAAGCACUCAACUAAAUGAUUUAAGUGGUUUAUCAACAACAAAAUUAUCAUUUAGUUCUAAUUUAACAAGUUAUAACAUAGACGAUGGUAAUGAACCCUCACUACCAAUUCAUGGAGUUGAAACGCCUCAUGAAAAAGAGCUAGAAGAAAGAUUCGCUCAGAGUUUGGAUGAAUGGGGUCUAGAUAUAUUUGAAAUCGAUCGACUUUCCAAUGGACAUGCUCUUACAACAGUAGCCUAUAGAAUAUUUCAGAAACGUGAUCUAUUAAAAACAUUUUGUAUAGAUCCUCGUGUUUUUGUACGUUAUCUGUUAAAAAUUGAAUCAACUUAUCACGCUGAUGUUCCUUAUCAUAACUCAAUGCAUGCAGCCGACGUUUUACAAACGUCACAUUUUUUGUUGCAAGCUGAAGCAUUGGAUGAUGUUUUCAGCGAUUUGGAAAUUUUAGCUGUUCUAUUCGCUUCAGCUAUCCAUGAUGUGGAUCAUCCUGGAGUGACUAAUCAAUUUCUAAUAAAUACCGGUCAUGAAUUAGCCUUACAAUAUAAUGAUUCAUCUGUUCUGGAAAAUCAUCAUCUUUAUAUGGCUUUUAAAAUUCUGUCUGAAAAAGACUGUGAUAUAUUUGCUAAUUUGGGCGGUAAAAAACGUCAGACAUUACGUAGAAUGGUUAUAGAAUUGGUGUUAGCCACAGAUAUGUCGAAGCAUAUGAGUUUAUUAGCUGAUUUAAGAACAAUGGUUGAAACUAAGAAAGUUUCUGGUUCUGGUAUGUUAAACUUGGACAAUUAUGCUGAUCGUAUACAGAUAUUACAAAAUAUGAUUCAUUGUGCUGAUCUCAGUAAUCCAGCUAAACCAUUACGAUUAUAUCGUAAAUGGACAGGACGUUUAAUUGAAGAAUUUUUCCGACAAGGAGAUAAAGAAAGAAAGUUAUCAUUGGAAAUUAGUCCAAUGUGUGAUCGUGAAUCGGUUGAGGUAGAAAAAUCUCAGGUCAGUUUUAUUGAUUUUGUAUGUCAUCCAUUAUGGGAAACAUGGUGUGAUCUGGUACAUCCAUGCGCUCAAUUAAUUUUAGACACAUUAGAGGAUAAUCGUGAUUGGUAUGAAUGUCAAGCGAAAGAGCCAAAAUUAAAAGUUGCCCAAUUAGCUCGACCAAAAUUAGCAACCGCAGCAGAAGAUGAUGAAGAAACUUCUACAACCUCAGGAAAUACAUAAGCCGAUGAUUAAUGAUAGAAAAAAAGAAGAUGUGGGAGGGGAGGAAAUGAAUACAGAAUCGUAAAUAAUAAACAAAAAUGUAAAUGCACAGACAAUAUGCCUUUUAACAAUGUACAUUUCACCAUCAUCAACCUGAUUAAUAAAUUAAUUCAGUCAAAAUGACAUGAGUAUAACUUUCAGAUACACUGAUUGAUGUUUAUUCCGUACACCAGAAAAUUUAUAAACAAUAAUGAAUCACUAAAGAUAUACAUACUUUCUAAUUUAGGAAUCAUUCGUAUGAUUUGUAAUUGUUAUUGAUCUAUUUAUUUGGAAUGUUAACGAUGUUAACCUAUGAACAGUAAAUAAG